GUGUCAUAUACAGAGCAGUUACUGAUGCAUACUAAAUGUAUUUAAAAAAAAUCUAUUUUGCAAUUAAUUUCUAGAGAGCCUUAUUUUGAAACUCCGUUGGUCCCUUGCAUUUGACUGGCAGUGAUCUAUCACUUUCAGAUCAGGCUGUAUAAACAUCAGUUUUAGAGCAACACUCUGCAUCAAUUAAUGUGCAUGAAUUAAUCAGACGUGUCUUUUUGAGAAAAGUUAAAGACUGAUGAGGGUUGGAGCCUACAGGGCAACGCCUAGAUUGAUGGAGCCUCCGACCAAUCCACUGGGGGCUUUUUUCCCUUUUUUUUUUUUUUUUUUUUUUACUCUUAUCAUCAUUGCAGAAUAGAAAGCAUUAUUCCAACAUGGAGGAGCCAGUUCGCAGAUCUACUACAGAGUAGACUGGUUGGUCUCCGCUGUUGAUUGGUCCGGUCGGCAGGUUCAGCACCACGCAGGGUGAACAGCGACAAUCCUCCGUUUGGUCGGAUGCGCCGCGGAAGCUGCUCCACACGGUUACUGUGACACCGGGCUUCUCCUUUUUUUUUUUCCUUUUUUUUUUUUUUUACUCCGCAUGACUCCGUUUCAUCCAUCUAUAGAAGGUAUACAUGUUUCAGCGUGAUCGGCAACAAGCAGGCGGGUUGUUCUCAUCUUCAGAGGAGACGUCGCAUCGCGGACGCUCAGAUGCUUCAUAGACAUCGUUUAUUUCGCCUGGUCCGCUUCGCUUCGAGUCCAAAGGCAUGACGGACUCCGCUGACACCAUCUCUCGGGUUCUCUCCAGCUGCUGCUCCUUCUUCUCAUGCACAAAGCCGCGUUUGCAAGCACAGCUGCCGCCGCCCGAACACCGGCUCUCCCAGCCGGCGCCCCUGUGCCCGCCGGCCCCCCACAGCUUGUCAUGACAUGACAGCACCGGGCAGGAGGACCAGGAUCAAAUGUUGCGGGCAGGGGUUGCAGAAGGAGCACCGAGGGGUCGGAUCCUCAAGGAAAGGGUACAAAGAAACUGAAAGUUUCCAUCCAAAAGUGUUCAAGCACGCCUGCUUGUGAGCAGGGCACUCUUGUGGCUUGGCGCCUCCAGGGGCCAGUCCCCCCCCGACCCUCAUUCUGAUUCUGAUCUUUAUACCUUCAGCGUGGUGACACCCACCUCUGCCUUCCAGCCUCGUCUGAUGUACGGCCUCAUAGUGUUGAUAUUGGUCGAGUCCCAGCCAGCUGCGAGGUUCCCCGGGCCUGUGAGGUUCUCCUUCUCCUGCACAGUCAUGGGCUGCAUUCAGAGCAUAGCCUGCAACAAGUCGCGGAUCAAACGGGAGAACAUCGUGGUGCACGACCUGUCGGCCACCAUAGACCACUGCCCGACGGUCAUUGAGGAAAACUCCCCUAUUGUGCUACGGUACAAGACGCCGUACUUUAAAGCCGCUGCGCGGAUUGUCAUGCCCCCCAUUCCGCGCAACGAGACCUGGGUAGUGGGCUGGAUCCAGGCGUGCACCCAGAUGGAGUUUUACAACACCUACGGGGACAUCGGCAUGUCGAGCUGGGAGCUGCCUCAGCUGCGAGAAGGUCUGGUGAGGGCGAUCAGCGACUCGGACGGUAUCAGCUACCCCUGGUACGGAAACACGACAGAGACCGUCACCAUAGUCGGCCCCACCUCCAAGCCUUCCCGCUUCACCGUCAGCAUGAACGAUAACUUUUACCCCAGCGUCACCUGGGCGGUGCCGGUCAGCGAGUCAAACACGCCCUUACUGACCAACAUCAAGAGGGACCAGAGCUUCACCACCUGGCUGGUGGCGCUGAACACCACGUCGAAGGAAAAGAUCCUGUUGCACACCAUCAAGUGGAGGAUGAGGGUGGACAUCGUGGUGGAUCCGUCCCAGCCUCUGGGCUCCAGAGCCAGGCUGGUGGGUCGGAUGUACCAGGAGCAGCCACGGGUGCUGAGCCGCAUGGAGCCCGUACCUCCUAACGCCAUGGGGAAGCCAAACGCCAACGACGCCCAGGUUCUGAUGUGGAGGCCAAGGAGAGGUCCUCCGCUUGUUGUCAUACCACCUAAGUAGAGCAAUGAGGCUCUUUCUAAUUGAUUUUGUUUUGCUACAACAUGACAGUGAGCCACAGAUGACUGAACGAGAUGAUGGAAGAGUUGAAGCAGAGUUAAGUAUUUGCUCGUUGAAUCAGUGUUAAAAACAUGAGCGGACAGCUGCCUUAAUUCCUCACUGCUGCCUUUGACCAUCCAGAAGGUUUCAGCCUCUGCCUCCGGUGCUGCUGAACUACGGAGCGUGGCGAGCUUGGCUCUUACCCGGCACAUGCGAGAGGAGUGCUGUUUACUCUGAGAAAAACACCAUCAGUGCUGGGAUGUAACUUUAAUCUUUAAUGUAGCUCCUCAUGCUCAGGAGGACAUGAUCAAGCCUUGAUAUGGGCUGUUGUAAAAAAAAAAAAAAAAAAGAAGGGUUUACAGCCUUAAAGAGCCUCCGAUCUGUGUAGAUAAACAAAGGAAAAGUGUUGGAGGUUAAGGUCCAAGAAAGACAACUCUAUCGUAGAAAUUCAUUGAUAAUGUAACUUCUGAUGGAUGAUGUGGAUGUAGGUAUUCAGGUGUUUUGUUCUGUGCUGAUUUUUUUAUUUUUUAUUUUAUUUUUUUUAUAAUGAAGCCCCCAGAGCUGGGUUCAGGCUUGCUGCUGUCACACCAGACUGCCUCAUACACGCCAGAAGCCUCAUUCAGAGUAGUUUUUGAUUCAGCUUUCAGCAUGCAGGUCGCAGGAAGUGCAGACGCAACAUUUACACGUGCUCAUAGAAGCCCACAGUGAGACCUUUUUCCUUUUCUAACGGUGACUUCAUCCAAGCUUCCCAGUUAUUCCUGUUUAGCCUUUGCAAAGCCGAGGUGCCUGCAGAGUCCAGCCUGCGACAAUAAAACCAGAUUCUUUUUUAAAUAAAUUGGCUUUUUAAGCCCCUCCUAUUAGACUUAGCGACGAAGGAGGAUGCAUAGAGACAAGCAAACCUCAGAGUGGUCUGACUGCUAGAAAGGAAAUUGAGAAGUAAUAAAAAUGUUGAUAAAAGACUCUCUCUUAACCAGUUCCAGUAAUAUAACAUCUUAUUGUAAAACAUAUAGGUGACACAUCCUCAAAUCCUCUGCCUCUAUUUUCACCUCCAUAGAUUCAUAGCCGUUCCAUGUUAUAUAAGGGGCUUAUGGCAUUGGCCAGCUUUUGGCUCCUGGUGGCGUGGCCAUCACCGCUCCGGGUAGGGGUGCCUCCCCACCCUCACCUUACCUGGUGGGUAGGCCGGUAGUCGUGCUGUCUGGGGCUUGGUUGGCUGGGCUGUGUUGAGACACGGUUGGAGUGCAAUAGGGUUUGGAGCUGGGAGUGGGGUAAGGGGUCCAUGCUGGCCUGGUCUAUACAGAAAGCCACCGUGAACUCCGCCCUUUUCUUCCUCCUCCUGUCUGUUGCUCUUCAUCGUUGUACGGAGUCACAAAAUUAGGUUUAUCUGCUUGUUCCUAAACUUGUGACGUACUGGAUGGUGGUGGUCCCAAUUUCUAAGAAAGCAAUCCAGAGAGUGCAAUCCAAGUAUAGAGGGAUCACACUUUUCUAGGGAAAUCCCUGGGUCUAACCGAUAGUUGAACCUAGGAGCAGCAUAGCUUUCAUCCUGGCAGUGGACCAGAUCUUCACCAUUCAAGAUUUUGCAGAGAAGGUCACGGGAGUUCGGUUAUGUGGUCUUUAUGCGUUUUGUGGGUCUUGACAAGGUUUAUGAUCUCUCGGGGCAUUGUUAGCGGUGGGAUACAGCAACAUAUGGAACAUGGGUAGAUUUUGUGCGCCGUGUGGUCUGUGUGUUUCAAAAACAGCAGAUGUCUCUGUUCUUUAUACAAAGUUGAGCUUGUUCCCGGUGCUUUGCAGUCUCCAUCAGCGAUGCCUCUUGUCUUCAAUCCUGUUUGUGGAUCUCUAGGCAAAGCAAGCUUAUUUAUAAAGCACUUUUCAGUAACAGGAAGGUUCAAAGUGCUUCAAGGCGUCUUGGUAGGGAGGAAUAUGAGAGAAAGCACUUUUGAGCAGAUGGGUUUUGAGUUUAGACUUGAACUGGUAGAGGGUGUCAGCAUUGUGGAUGUCUGGAGAGAGAGAGAAUUACAGAGUCUGGGAGCAGAGCAGCAGAAAGCUCUGUUCAUCAUGGUGCUGAGGCGGGAAGAAGGAACAGAGAAGUGAACAGAGAAGGAGGAAUCAGGGUGCGUGAAGGAGCAGAGAUGUGAAGGAGAUCAGAAAGGUAGGGCUGAGCGAGGUUGUGGAUGGCCUUGAAUGUGCACAGAAGGAUUUUGAACUGUAUUCUGAAUCUAACCAGGAGCCAGUGGAGCUGCUGUAGGACUGUGGGCGAUGUGGUGAAAUGAAGGGGUUUUGGUAAUAAUGCGAGCAGCUGAAUUCUGAACCACUUAAAGGCUAUGGAGGGAUUUUUGAGGGUUGGCCAAAGAGAGGAAAGUUACAGUAAUCAAUGCAGGAAGUGACAAGGCUACGGACAAGAAUAGAAAGACUCUCUCUGCAAAGUCCCAGCUGUCCCUAGGGAUGCUUAGGCUUAACAAAUGGAUCUGUUGCCUCAGAAAAGAAACCUCUGAAAAGUGAAAAAUAAAGGACGGGGUCAAUAUAUCUAUAUAUCCAUAGACAGUAUAUCUAGAAUACGCUGAAUUUAAACACAAAUAUUUGUGUUUUCAACCAAUAAUAAACUGCUUCUACAGAAGUUUUUUCCUUGACUUCAAAGUCAAAUCCAAGAAUAAUUCAGUGACUAUAGUAUGCAUUAUAUGUAAUUCCUUAUACAUAAUACAGACAUAAUUACAAAGACUGAAACUGUAAAAAAAAAAACAAAGUAGGUAGACAGCCAAAUGUAUCCCUAUUUACAACACGAAGUAUGCAACAGCAGCUUGGGUUUUAAAAGUAAAAGGUGUCUGGUUCGUGUGUGAAUUAAUGGGUUUAUUGCUUAGUGGACUGAUGUGCUUGUAUUUUUGUUUCACCUUGUUGUCAGCAGACGACAGCCCUGACAUGCAGGCGGGUCAGUUUGACAUCGGGAUUCUUUUACUAGAGAUUUGCUGCUGUCUGGAGCAGGGUGGCACCAGAACGUGCAUACAUAUGUCGGUAUUAACGGUGCCUUCUCUGAUUUGUCAUGUGUGUCACGCUCCUCACCUCAUUAUACCCAUGUAGUGGGUCCGUUCUGUGUUCAUGGAUGGGCAGGCCUCUCUACAGCCUGGAAGACACAGAUUUCAAGUUUUGGCUUUAAUAUUGGAGUAAAUUUUACAGUUUUUAAUAAUCAAAUCCAUGGACAGUUUACCUCUACUCCGUCUUUAGUCAGUCAUCAAAGUUAUCAGCUGGAUGGGGGAGAGUUUUACUAUUGUUUUAUAUUCCCCCCUCUGUUGUACAGAAAGCCCAAGAGUUUUUUUUUUUAAAUCUUUUGUGGAUAUUGAAAAAGAAAAAUGACAAACUCCCCAUUUAGUGGAGAAAAAAAAAGGUAAUCAAAUCUUUGAAGCGUUUCCACAAACCUCCUGUAUAAAAUAGUGAAUUGUUCAACCUGUUGAAGAGUCUGCCUCUUCAGUAUCCGUUUUUAUACACAUACAUCGUGUCCCUGAGCUGUAGAUAAAAAUCUUUGUUAGGUUAAAAACAUUUUUUAAAUCUGCUGAUAUUACAUUCAAAACUAGAAAAUCCUAAAUAAAAUAGUAAUUUCCCCUUUUUACAUGUCCUCUUAUUGUGAUUAAAAAUGUGUUUAAGAUAGUUUUAAUGUAAGUUUUAAAUAAUCUUCGCACGCAUGUUUGCCCAUCACCCAAUAAAGCGCAGAAGACAGAAAUUAAUUCAUACUGUAAGUGCUUUGAAAAACUGGGAUUUUGCACUGAUGGCUGCUGUCAAAAGGCUAAAGUGCUAAAAUACAAAACAAACAUAUUAAUAUUGCAGGUACAACAUUUACCAUGCUCAUCUUCUUGGUUUAACAGGCUAAUAUUCCUGAAAAACAAACAAAAUCAGAAAAUCUGCUCAUGCUUGGAAGUUAACUUAAUGCCUUGUAAAAUAUUCAGAUGUGUGGAUUUUUUUUUAAUGUCCAUGUCACAGCCACAAACUUUGAUGGAUUUUACUAGGAUUUUAUGUGACAAAACAACACAAAGUAGUGCAUAGUUUUGAAGUGCAAGAUAAAAGGGCACAGGGUUUUUUAGAGUUUUUUCAAACGAAAAUGUCAAGUGUGGCACGUGUUCAUAAGCCUAAGCGGUUUCACAAAGUCUGUACUCUGUCGAAUCACAUUUUGCUAAUUUACACAUCUAGUGUUUUUUAUUUCCUAUUCUUCUUUGCAAAAAAAGCUCAAAAUCUGACUGGAUGGAGAACAUCCGUAAACAGCAAUUUUUCUUCUCACAAAUUCCCAGGUUGAUGUCGGCCUCCGCUUUAAAGGGGCCAUUCAAACACAUGAAUGAGCUUUGAUCCAACCUUCCUUUGCAGCUCUGACUGUAUAUUUAGGGUCAUUGUCCUGCUGGACGGUGAAUCUCCUCCCCAGUCUCCAGCCUUUUGCAGCCCCUAACAGGUUUUUUUCUGGUAUUUUUCUAUAUUUAGCUCUAUACAUCCUCCCAUGAACUCUUAUCAGCUUCCCUGUCCAAGGUGAAGGAAGGUAUUCCCACAACAUCAUGAUGCACCACGUUUUUUUGUUUUUUUUUAUAGGGAUGGUAUGUUCAAGGUGUUGUGCACGAAAACCUGCAAGAACUUCUUGCAUUUAAAUUUUAAUUUUGGUCUCAAAUAACCAGAGCUCCUUUUUUCCUAUCUUGUGCACUCCUGACCUGUGUGCUGUAUUCCUUGGUCUUCAUGAUCCUGUUCUGUAAACAAGCCUUGGAGGCCUUUUCAUAACAGCUGUAUUCAUACAAAAGUUGACCAAAAGUAUUAAUUUAGAGGUGCCAGAGUAAAUGGGGGCUGAAUUCAACUGUACACCAUACUUUUUUAGUACUAAAAUGAGCUCUACUUUGUGCUGCUCUAUCAUGAAAAAAAAAAAAGAAAUACACUGAUGCUGUGGCUGGAAUUUGACAAAAUGAGGAAAAGGUUGUAGCUUUAGGAAUAUGUUUUAAAAGGCACUGUAUCUAAAGGCUGACAGUAUGUCUCUAACAACUUUCAUGACAAUCCAUUUAAAAGUGGUCUGAAUUUUCUGCUAAAAAGCAAAAUGGAUAAAUGCAAAAAUAUGUCCCAGUGAUUUAAAUACAGCUGUAGUACUCGGUGUCUGUUCUGGUAUUUUUCUGCGGCCUCAGCAACACAAAAACACGACGGGUCAGAGUGAACAGCUGAGCCAGUCCACAGGAGAAACUAAUGCUGUUCCCACGCUGCUUUUAUAAUCGGGGUGACAGCCGAGCGAGCCUCAUUUUGAGAGAGGAGGGCAGCCAGGUGUGUUGUGAUACAGGUACCUGGAAAACGGAUGUGCCUAUCUUUAUCCACGCCACAGGAGCCGUCUGGACUCACGCCGACAAUCAGGACAAACCAAGAGAGCAGCACUUGUGACAGGAAAAUUCAUUAUUCACAGAUUGUGGCUUUUCUAGUGUAAACAUUGUGAGAACUGGAAUGUUUCGAUGAACCGACAAAAAAAUAAAAAUAUAUUUAUAUCUGAUCA
Messenger RNA from Fundulus heteroclitus (mummichog), 7569 nucleotides. It is a transcript of the gene fam78bb, whose product is annotated as family with sequence similarity 78 member Bb. The record is from RefSeq and is a predicted model, not a curated record. The transcript has 2 exons. Lineage: Eukaryota; Metazoa; Chordata; Actinopteri; Cyprinodontiformes; Fundulidae. The coding region runs from base 1167 to 2045 and encodes 292 amino acids.